UAAGUAUACAUGCACCCCCUCCUUUUCCAAUAUUUUAAAAUAAAUUAUCCAUCUGUCAAACUGCAUUUUAAAAAAAUUGUGACAUUUAUAACACUAAUGAACACAACUGUUUUGUUUCCGAACUUCAUCUAAGAUAUUUCAUAAAUUACAACUGUCGAUGGAAUUCGAAUAGAAAACAUCGAUUUUUGAAAUAGAUGCGAUACAUUAUGUAGCGCUCAAAAACACGUUAGUUUUAUAUAUUAGUGUUAGUUUUUUUUGUUUUUUUUUUAAUGUAAAUUGACUAAUGGCUAUUUUACCAUUUGACACCACGUUUUUUAAAAUAUAUAUAUAUAUAUUUAAAAAAAGGGGGGGGGGGGCUAUCAACGUUUUAAUUAUGUCCCGGUAAUCUCGCACUUGCUCGCGAGACAUGUUCAUUGACGCGCAAGAGUCAUCAAAGCGCGAUAACUCUGACGGGCUGGUAAUAGGAAGUAUUGAAUUGAAUAUUGGGACAGAUCAGAUGGUCUGUCUCAGUAUUUUCUUAGAGAGCUACAGAUCUGCAGCUAAAGCAUAUACAUUAAUUGAGAAUAUUUCAAGAAAUCAUGUUGGCAACAUUUCUAACCUCAGUUGUUUGACAUGUGGUAUCACCCGACCGCAAUGCCCACACAUACAAUUAUUUUGAAAUCAUGUGAAUAAUCUACAAACAAUUUUGCAUAUUUUAUAUCUAUAAAAAAUGAGCUACAAAUUAAGUUGCAAUUAGGUUUUUUUUUUUUUUUUUCGAACAGGCAUUUUUCGAUGCAAUAUAAAGUCAGUGGCGGAUUUAAGGAGGGGGCCCCCUAAAAUUUUCAAAAUUAAGGUAAAUUGUGGUCUCUUGUUUAGAAAAAUGUAAAUGAUCAAAGAAGCAAUAAUUUCUUCCACUCUCGGAGAAAUGAAUUGACAAAAUCUUUUGAUUUAUUGAAUUACUUUUAUUGGGAGAACUUCCUUUUUUUUCUUUCAAAAACCCUUAAAAUUUACGUCAUUUCAUUAAUUUCAACUUAUUAAAAAUGACAGAAAAUGCUUAGGAGACAUAUUUCAAGCCCUAUAAAAUCUGUAAAAUCCAGAAGCUUCCGGGGGCUCUGCCCCCUGGGCCCCCACCAGGGCUUCACCCUGGAUUCACCGGGGGCCUCAAGGCGGCCCCCAGACCCUCUGUCUCAUAAUCUUGCCCCCCCCCCCCAACCGCAAUUCCUGGAUCCGCCCCUGAUAGUAAAAAAUGAAAUUAUGACUCACUUAUGGCCAGGUCUAUACAUUUUGAUAAAAAGUAUGUGCAUGGAUGACACGUAAAGUACAGGUAUGCACACAUUAAUACUUUAAUCUCUAUUACUGUGUCAAUGUUUGUCAGAUCUGUUUUAUUCCGAGUUGUCACCGAGAUAACAGCGCUAUGGGUGACCUGUAUGGUUAUACAUUGUGACUCAUGGCUGUAGUACGUUAAAUCCAGCGAGAGCAGGAAUGGAUGACGUUACACUCGCCUCUGCUCAACACUUCAUACUUUGUACACUGUGUGAUGGAAACGUUGAAUAUCACUGCAAUACGUGUCAUGAUGACCUUUGUUCGACUUGUAGGAGAGGUCACCUGAGGAGUAACGCCACGAAACAUCACGAUGUCGUCAUCUACAGCGAGAAAAAGGUAGAUUCAAACCCUGAGGAAAAAUGGGCACAGACGGAGCACAAAGACCCCAAGGGAGAAGACAAUGAAUCCAAAAUCCCUACAAGAAGAAAUAGUGAAACAGGAGUGAGAACAGUACAUUCAGAAUCUGUGACAGAGAAGAGCAGACCCAAUGAAGAAAACGUUGACAUUUCUGUUACAGAGCUUAGAAAGGAUGAUGUAUCACUGAAGCCGGCACAAUGUGCAAAAAAGGACGAUAACAGUAAAAUUACAAAAACAGUUGAAAAGGGGAAAUUCUCAGCUCAGUAUGCCACCGAAAUCUUAUCAACGACUACCUUCCCCGAAUCCAAAGACAGUUCAAAUGAUGAUAAACCAGAUCUAGUGUCGGCUCAGUGGGCCAUUGUCACACAGUCUGACGAAUCGUCCGACCUUAUCCCCACUUUGACAUGGGAGACAACCAUCCGUCUGCCAAUAUUGAACUCCAUGUCAGGAUGUCAUAUCUCGAGUGUUCCCUCCAAUAAAAUAUGGGUUAGCGAUGUGAGUGGUUCUCUACACCUGUUGGAUCUCCAUGGAAACGUCCUGGAAACUUUACAAACCAGAAGCGGUGCUGGUUUUCACACAGUGACAUCAGAUGGAGUGCUUCUUUACACUGACACAGAAAACAAACGAAUUCUCAAAGUUCAGAUCAAACAAACAAGUUCACGUGUUUUUAAAACAAGCAUACAGGCGGUCACUUUCAGGAAAACUGGAAAUUGGACGCCCCUUUGCAUUUUUUCCUCGCGCUAUACGGGAGAUCUUCUCGUAGGAAUGUUAAACGGGGGACGCGCCAUGGUGAUGCGGUAUGACUGCAAGGGAAAUGAAAAACAACAGAUUGAGUUUGACUACAACACAGCCCUUUACAGUCUUCCUCAGUUUGUGACAGAAAGCGCGAACUUAAACAUUAUUACAUCAGACCGGACGGCAGUGGUGGCGGUAGAUCUCAAUGGUGGGAAGCGGUGGUCCUACUCCGGUCCCACUAAAACUGGAAGCGGGUUUCUCCCUGCUGGAAUAUGCUGCGACAUGCUCUUGAACAUCGUUAUAUUCGAUAUCUACAGCAACAACGUGUAUUUGUUGGACCGGGAUGGUGAAUUUUUGGGGCGCCUGUUGGUAUUGGGUAAUUCCUGGACUCCACAAGGACUAUGUUUUGAUGAAGAAAACCGGUUGUAUUGUGGUGAUCGCUCAAGAAUUCUGGUGUACAAGUAUGAACACACUAUGGCUUGAUCGAUUUCACACAACUUAUUAACGUACAAUAUAUCAUCAUCAUCCAUUUUGAUUAUCCAUGCCAAAUUUAUCCAUUUGCAAGGGCGAGGCCUGACUGUCCUGUCAAGGUCGAAGUUUGUUUUUCCAUUAUUGGUAAUCCAAUGGAUUGAUCCUAUCCAAUCCUGUAGUCUCUAGAUCUCGUUUUACAAAUUCAUCUGAUGUCAGCUUUGGUCUACCUGGAACUCGAUAUCCAGUGACAUUCAAUGUACGAACCUGUGAUAUCCAACCUGUACUGCGCUCAACAUAGCCUAACCAUUUCAGCCUACAUGUCUGGAUAACAUCAGUGAUGUGUCUUAUGUUAAACUGAGUAAUAAGAGACUCAAAGGUGUCAUUCACUUCAGGAUUGAAAAGGAAGAUCCAUCUUAUCAUGGUUUUGUUGUUGCCUAUUAGUUUCCUUUGAAAGGCGGCUGUUCAUGCCCAUGCUUCGGAACUAUAUAGCAACACAGGUCUAAUGUAGGUUAAAUACAGAUGACCUCUGGUUGUGAUUGCCAGAUGUUUGUUCGUCUGGUUUGGAAGAAGCUCUUUGAAUUUCUUCCAAGCAGACUUACAUCGUGUUGUUGCUGCAAGCUCACACCCCCUUCAGAUGACAAAAUGUCUCCAAGGUAACAGAAGUCUGCUACAACUUCAAGUGUGUGCUCACCAAUUUUUACUUCUGUUAUGGGCCUACCAUCUAUAGGUCGUGCGAGUCCAUGACAGCACGGGCACUUGUAUCUUAGAUCAGGUUUAAGAGGACCAUUGAUUCCACUAUUUUCCUAAGGACCCAGCAUGAGCAGCUGUUACAGAAGAUGGAGUUCCUGCCUGUGCCUUUUAGGCAGACUGGACAUUGGUACUUUCCUGAUCUUCUCAUCGAUUCCAUAUUCAAGCCUGAUAUCAUUACUUUGGUCUUGUCCACGUUGACCCCGAGUUCUUUCUCCUCCAAACAUUUUUCCCUCUUGGCCACUCUUUCGAUCAGCGACUCAAAGGAGGAGUCAACAGCUGCUAGAUUGUCAGCAUACAGGAGCUCCCAAGGCAGCUUGUACUAAAUUGGAGUGAUGGUGCGUACAGUACAAUGACUGCAACGGACUCAGAAGAGAACCUUUAUGAACACCAACCUUGACAUUAAGCUCGUCACUAUAGCCAUCUCCUACACGAACGUCGACCUCUUGCAUCGGAGUACAUGAUCUGCAUAAUCUUGACUAACCAUUCACCAUUGCCUAGUUUGCGCAUCGCCCAUCAGAUGAUUUUCCUAGGUACUCGCUCGAACGCUUAGUAUAGGAGUUUGUUGGCUGCGAUGUGUUUUUACUGUAUUCCUUCCAAUAUACUUGGAAUAAAUCAUCCGACUGUAGGACAAGAAUUUUAUGAAAGGUGAAGAUAACGAACAGUAAUCAAUCCCAUGACUUCUUUAAGCAAUACAAAAUAGAUGGGUGGGCAAACACGGACCCCAUGGCACAUCAGAGGUGGUAUUAGGUGUUUAGGAGGAGUAAGUAUCCCGUCGACCGGUCAUAUCCGCCGUGAACCAUAUAUCUUGAUCAGGUAAACGGAGUUAUCCGUAGUAAAAACCAGUGUGCCAAGAACGGUCUAGCAAUCCUCAUGAAACACGCCAGGCAGCAUUUCACCCAGUGAUAGGUUGUACUGACAAACUAGAUCGUUAUAACGACCGUCGUUUUUGCGAAAUGCUGAAUUUAAUCGAGACUGUUGAAACCCCUGUACCAUCAACUUGUUUGUCAGAGGCUUGCCUCGAUUUAAAAACUGACCAUACACAGAACAUGGUCUUGCGUAUUGAAUCAGAUGAGGGAUAUAAAGACUAUAUACAGGUGAAAAUGGAAUAUUGCUACAUAAAUAUGGGAAGUUGACGAUGGAGAAGCUAAAAUCAUUCCGUUUGUCAUACAGCUGAGUUGUCAGUUUGCCGUUAAUGUUUACUUUCAAUAAAAUAUCGAAGUAUGAA
Ostrea edulis (European flat oyster) is the source of this 4840-nucleotide messenger RNA. RefSeq lists its product as uncharacterized. The transcript is spliced from 2 exons. The coding region runs from base 1462 to 2877 and encodes 471 amino acids. The record is from RefSeq and is a predicted model, not a curated record. NCBI's taxonomy places the organism in Eukaryota, Metazoa, Mollusca, Bivalvia, Ostreida, Ostreidae. Gene Ontology annotation, molecular function: zinc ion binding.